Molecule: messenger RNA, 2748 nt
Organism: Leopardus geoffroyi (Geoffroy's cat)
Lineage: Eukaryota; Metazoa; Chordata; Mammalia; Carnivora; Felidae
Product: syncytin-1-like
Exons: 4
Coding region: 927-2666 (579 amino acids)
Source: RefSeq, a predicted model, not a curated record
UUUUAUUUUUGUUUUGUUUUAUGUUCACUUUUUCGCUGACGCCGUUCAUCCUUUGGGAACCCCUGGACCUGCUGGAGCUGGACUCCGGCAGAUAUGUAAAGUACAGCACAGGCAGUAUUAGUCAGCAAUAUUGUAUUAAUGUUGUAUGGUGACAGAUGGUGACUACAUUUCUUGUGAUAUAGGAAGAAGGACAAAGAGAAGAAGCCCAAGAGCCACCCUUUCCACAGAAGAGAAUCUAAUAGCAGACAAACUCACUCCUAUAGCUGGGACACUAAAAACCCAUAGCUUACAUGAAAAGGAACAAGAAAUAAGCCUGCUUCUUUAAGAAUCUAAGUGCUGAAAGCAGAUCUGAGACAAAAUAAAACUUCUGUGAUAAUUCAUAACCACAGUGUCCUAGGAACCUAAGAAAAAGCAAAUUAAGACCCGAUUUGGGGAAGCCUGUCUUCAAGCCAGGUUUCAAAGAGUCUUCACAGAAAAAAAAAAAAUUCCAAGGAAUAAGAACGUCCCAUGAGACUCAUGAACGAUGGGGCACCUGUGUGGCUCAGUUGGUUAUGCAACUGACUUUUGAUUUUGGCUCAGGGCUCUACAUCAAGUUCAUGAGGCCGUGUGGCCUAAACUAAGAGAACUGUAUGAGACGGGGCCCCCACCCACUCCCCAUCAGUAUCGUCCAGGAGACUGGGUCCUCGUCAAGCGACACCGGCAGGAGAACCUUGAACCCAGAUGGAAGGGACCUUACUAAAUCAUCCUGACAACUCCCACCACUGUCAAGGUAGAUAACCUCCCUACCUGGAUUCACCACACCCACAUUAAGCCUGUUGACCCGCUGUCUGACCUUGUGGGACACAUUGAUAGAAAUACUACUUGGACUGUAGACCUGAGUAAGAAAAACCCCCUCAAACUAACCUUGCGCUGUGCCUCCCCCAGACAUGUUCCGGAUAGUGACCCUUGUCCUACUAGCCCUCAACCUCAAACUCCUGGAGGGAGGACUAAAUGCCCCCGUUGACAAACAGAGAUUGUUACAAGCUCUGUAUGGAAGGCCCUGUGAUUGCAGAGGUGGCGUAGUUAGCACCAUUGCCCUGCCACAUAGUAAAAGAAUAGUAGCCGGCUCUGUAGGAAGAGGGGGUCUACAGCGAAGCUACACUCAAACCCAAGACUGUGGGACCACAACCGCUUACUUAACCCAGACCUAUGACACCACCGGACUCCAACAACAGCAGUGGUUAUGUGUUAACAAACCCAAACCCCUGCCCCCUAUGACAAAAUGCCCUUGCUCCACUUUCCAAGAGUCGAUGCACAGCUCUUGUUAUGACUCCUAUCAACAAUGUAUAGGGCCAGAUAACUCCACUACCUACUUUACGGCCAUCCUACAAAGUAACAGGGCAGCAAUAGCCAGUGAUAACAAUAUGCAACUUCAAGCUGGCUGCUCUGGCUCAAUUGGAGCCGCCAUCUGCUGGAACUCCCGAGCCCCCAUACAUGUGUCUGACGGUGGAGGGCCCCAAGACGCUGUUAGACAGAUUGAAAUGCAAACGAGGCUUAAGGACCUCGCAGAACAUAUGUAUCCACAGCUUAAUUACCACCCUCUAGUUCUCCCUAGGCACAGCCCUUACCAGUUAGACCCUCAGACAAUGUCUAUCCUAGAAACCACUUUCUCCCUCUUAAACAUCUCUAACCCGACUCUAGCCCAAGAUUGUUGGCUUUGCCUACCCCAGCAAACUCCCCGACCCAUCGCCAUCCCCACUGAAGUUGAUAUCCGCAUAACCAAUGACUGUUUUCCCUCUUCCCUAUCUGACCCCUUUCCCGUUCAAUUCAUUAGCCUGUUCAAUGCCUCUUGCUUUAUAAAUAACCUUACCUCCCAGAAUAACAGCAUAGAUGUAGGGAUCAUAUCUCUUGCCCAAUGCCACCAGUACAUCACUAUCAACUCCUCCUUAUGUAGUACCAACACCACCGUUUUCGUCUGCGGAAAUAACCUAGCCUACACCUAUCUUCCCCACAACUGGACUGGAGUAUGCAUCCUGGCCACUCUGCUACCAGAUAUCGACUUAGUUGCAGGAAAAACCCCCAUGCCCAUCCCUAGUCUGGACUUUGUAGCUGGCAGAUCCAAACGAGCUGUGGCUGUUAUCCCCCUCCUGGUAGGCCUAGGAAUUACAGGUGCAUUAACUACCAGGACAGCAGGAUUAGGAGUCUCCAUACACUCCUAUCUGCGACUCUCUCGUCAACUAAUUGACGAUGUCGAAGCCUUGUCAGGGACAAUCCAGGAUCUGCAAGAUCAGCUAGAUUCCCUAGCAGAAGUGGUGUUACAGAAUAGAAGAGGGUUGGAUCUGCUAACCGCAGAACAAGGUGGCAUCUGCUUAGCCCUACAAGAAAAAUGUUGCUUUUAUGCCAAUAAAUCAGGAAUAGUUUGGACCAAAAUCAAACAGCUCCAAGAGGACCUCGCACGCCGACGAAAAGAACUAGCCGAAAACCCACUGUGGUCAGGACUCCACGGGUUUCUCCCCUACCUUCUUCCCCUUUUGGGCCCCCUGCUAUGCCUCCUCCUCCUUUUUACCCUUGGCCCUAUUAUGAUCAACAAAAUAAUGGACUUUAUCAGGGACAGACUAAACACCAUUCAGAUUAUGGUCCUUAGGCCACAGUAUCAGCCCCUAGACAUGGAAAGCGAGCUUGAUUAGGUAAUGCUGUAGGACCCAAGAUUGGUUCCUCAGGUACUUGAGAAAGGGGGGGAAUGAGAGGCCUAGACAAACUGAAACUUAA